Sesamum indicum (sesame) is the source of this 1266-nucleotide messenger RNA. RefSeq names its product P-loop containing nucleoside triphosphate hydrolases superfamily protein. The record is from RefSeq and is a predicted model, not a curated record. Gene Ontology annotation, biological process: nucleobase-containing compound metabolic process. NCBI's taxonomy places the organism in Eukaryota, Viridiplantae, Streptophyta, Magnoliopsida, Lamiales, Pedaliaceae. Gene Ontology annotation, molecular function: ATP binding; nucleobase-containing compound kinase activity.
GCCCUCCAUUCAAACCCUCUCUUCCGCUCUCAGCCGCUACCUUCUUUUCUUUCUGCGUUUACCACUUUCGAAACCCUUUUUCUUUUUAUUUUCACGAGCUUCGUGCCGGCGCCAGUAUGUCAGUGCUCAGCCGCCUCGGAGUCGCAGUGCGGCUUUCUUCUCGGCUGAGCCGAGGCUACGGAUCAGCUGCCGCGGCUCAGCUUGACUACGAUUACUAUCAUGGUUACGAUGACGAGGGGGAUCAUCUUCAGGGGAAGAUGAACCGAGGAGAAAUCGAGGAAUCGGAUGGAUGGGAAACUUUGGGGAGAGGUGUACAGUGGGUGAUCAUGGGCGAUCCAAUGGUGAGGCGACAUGUGUACGCCGAGCGGCUUGCCAAGCUUCUAGACGUUCCUCAUAUCUCCAUGGGCUCUCUAGUUAAGCAGGAACUCAACCCCAAUUCUCCUCUGUAUAAAAAGAUUGCUAGUUCAGUCAACCAAGGGAAGUUGGUCCCCGAGGAUGUAAUAUUUGGGCUUUUAUCGAAGAGACUGGAGGAAGGAUACUGCAGAGGUGAAACUGGCUUCAUAUUGGAUGGAAUUCCUCGAACGAGGAUGCAGGCUGAGAUACUGGACCAAAUUGCUGAUAUAGAUUUGGUGCUGAAUCUUAAGUGCGCAGAGGAGUCUAUGAUGAAGAAAACUUCAGGAAAUGGAAUUUAUUCACCUUCCAGAGAAUUUCAUUCGGUGGCUACUUCAGGAUUCAAUCUCAGUCUUCAGCCACAGUCAGGUCCCUUUCAAUCUUCAAAUGCCGACACAGAUACAACCUGGAAGGAGAAACUCCGCAUGUAUGCAGAGCAGAGGAAGCCCAUAGAAGAGUACUAUAAGCAACAGAAGAAGCUUCUCGACUUCCAAGUGGCCGGUGGCCCCGGAGAAAGCUGGCAAGGUCUUUUGGCUGCAUUGCAGCUGCAACACAUGAAUUCUGUCACUUGUGCUGCCAAUUCAUCACAGAAGCUGACAGCAUAAUUUUGGCAAACCUGAUGUCUGUUUGUUUUCGUUCUCUGGUGUGCUAAUAAACACCAGAUACGUGGUAGAGUAUCUUGGGAUUUUUGUAGCGAGUAUACCCAAUUUUGUCUUAGAGAUGUAAGGAUAUCUUACUAUUUUGCGUGUUCAAUUAUAUUCUGGCUGAAAUGAGUGUAAAGUAGCCAAGUUGAGAGGUUAUAUUUCAAACAAACCCUUAUUGGAUUCUUGUUGGGCAUUAUACAUAUCAUAUAAAUACUCCCCAUCACUUAUUCUA